CUACGUCCUCCUGCACCCACAGAGGGUCUGGAGGAGCUGGUGAGGCAGAAGGAUGUGGGCGAAGGUGUCUACGCCUGUGAGUACUACCCCAACACGCCCGGGACCUACACUGUCUCCAUCACCUGGGGCGGCCAGCACAUUCCUCGCAGCCCCUUCGAGGUGAAGGUGGGCUCCGAGGCUGGUCCUCAGAAGGUGCGAGCCUGGGGUCCGGGCUUGGAAGGAGGGGUAGCCGGACAGUCGGCGGACUUUGUCGUGGAAGCCAUUGGCACGGACGUCGGGACCCUGGGUUUCUCCGUCGAGGGGCCGUCCCAGGCCAAGAUCGAGUGCGAUGACAAGGGGGAUGGCUCGUGCGACGUCCGCUACUGGCCACUGGAGCCCGGGGAGUACGCGGUGCACGUCCUCUGCAACAACGAGGACAUCAAGUACAGCCCCUUCAUGGCCGACAUCCAAGCAGCCCCUCCCAACUUCAAACCCGAGAAGGUACGCGCCUACGGGCCGGGAUUGGAGAGCACGGGCAAUGUCAUCAACAAGCCUGCCGAGUUCACCAUCGAUGCCAAGAACGGAGGGAAAAGUCAGCUGAAGGUGUACGGCCAGGACGCGGAAGGGAUGCCGAUCGACGUGCGAGUGCGGGACAACAAGGAUGGCACCUACUCCUGCUCCUACACCCCGAAGCAGCCCAUCAAGCACACCGUCCUGGUGUCGUGGGGUGGUGUCAACAUCCCCAACAGCCCCUUCCGGGUCAAUGUCGGGGCAGGCAGCCACCCCCAGAAGGUCAAGGUCUAUGGGCCAGGAGUGGCCAAAACAGGCUUGAAGGCUUUCGAGCCCACGUACUUCACUGUGGACUGCGCUGAAGCUGGACAAGGUGACGUCAGCAUCGGCAUCAAGUGCGCUCCCGGCGUGGUGGGGCCGGCAGAGGCCGACAUUGACUUUGACAUCAUCCGCAACGACAACGACACCUUCACCGUCAAGUACACCCCUCCUGGGGCCGGACACUACACCAUCAUGGUCCUGUUUGCCGACCAGGCCAUCCCGAUGAGCCCCCUCCGCGUGAAGGUGGAGCCGUCCCACGAUGCCAGCAAGGUGAAGGUCGACGGUCCCGGGCUGAGCCGCACCGGUGUGGAGAUGGGCAAACCAACCCAUUUCACGGUCCACACCAAGGGAGCCGGCAAGGCCAAGCCCAACGCCCAGUUCACCGGGCCGACCAAGGCCGAGGCAGUGCGAGAUGUGGAGAUAGUCGACAACCACGACGAGACCUACACCGUCAAGUACACGCCGGUGCAGCAGGGUAACCUCGGGAUCGGCGUCACCUACGGAGGUGACCACAUUCCCAAAAGCCCCUUCAACGUUGGCGUGGCGCCGUCCGUCGACCUGAGCAAGAUCAAGAUCAACGGACUGAACGACAAGGUGGAAGUUGGCACAGACCAGGAGUUCACGGUGAAGUCGAAGGGCGCCGGAGGACAGGGCAAGGUGGCGGCCAAGAUCCUGGGUCCCAACAACAAGGUGGUGCCUUGCAAGGUGGAACCAGGCCUCAGCGCGGACAACAGCAUUGUCAAGUUCAUCCCCCAGACCGAGGGGCCCUACCAGGUAGACGUGACCUACGAUGGGAUCCCCGUGCCGGGCAGCCCCUUCCCCGUCGAGGGAGUGGCCCCCUCCAACCCUUCCAAGGUUAAAGCCUAUGGUCCAGGACUGCGAGGAGGGGUGGUGGGAUCACCCGCCCCCUUCACCAUCGACACCAAAGGAGCAGGAGCAGGAGGGCUGGGCCUGGCAGUGGAGGGGCCCUGCGAGGCCAAGAUCGAGUGCCUGGACAACGGGGACGGCACCUGCUCGGUGUCCUACCUGCCCACCGAGCCCGGAGACUACUCCAUCAACAUCCUCUUCGCUGACACCCACGUCCCUGGCUCGCCCUUCAAGGCCAAGGUCCAGGGCUCUUUCGACGCGACCAAAGUCAAGGCAUCUGGCCCCGGGCUGGAGAAGGCCAGGGCGGGAGAGUCAGGCAACUUCGUGGUCGACUGCAGCAACGCCGGCACAGCUGAGCUGACCAUCGAGAUCAUCUCGGACUCGGGGGCCCCGGCCGAGGUCCACAUCCAGGACAACGGCGAUGGUACCUACACCAUCACCUACAUCCCCCUGUACCCUGGUACCUACACCAUCACCAUCAAGUACGGCGGGCAGCCCGUGCCCAACUUCCCUGCCAAGCUGGAAGUGGAGCCGGCUGUCGACACCUCCGGCGUCCAGGUCUACGGCCCCGGAGUGGAAGGAGUGGGAGUCUACCGGGAAGCAACAACGGAGUUUGAGGUGGAUGCCCGGAAGCUGACCAGCACUGGGGGCAAGCACAUCCAGACCCGUAUCACCAACCCCUCAGGGUCCCACACCGAUGCCGUGAUUCAGGACAAGGGCGACGGGACCUACAAGGUUGAGUACACUCCGUUUGAGGAAGGAGUACAUUCCAUUGACGUGGCCUACGACGAAUCCCCAGUGCCCAAAAGCCCGUUCAAGGUGCCAGUGACAGAGGGCUGUGACGCCAGCAGAGUUCGAGCCCACGGACCGGGACUAGAUGGUGGGAUCACCAACAAGCCCAACAAGUUCACUGUGGAGACCAGGAAUGCAGGCACCGGAGGUCUAGGCCUGGCCGUCGAAGGCCCCUCUGAGGCCAAGAUCUCCUGCAAGGACAACAAGGACGGCAGCUGCUCCGUCGAGUACAUCCCCUACGAGCCAGGAACCUACGACGUCAUCAUAACCUACGGGGGACAGCAGAUACCCGGAAGUCCGUUCAAGGUCCCCGUGGGAGACACCGUCGACCCCACCAAGGUCAAGUGCUUGGGCCAAGGCCUAGGGAACAACGUCCGAGCCAACGUCCCACAGUCCUUCAACGUCGACACCAGCAAGGCUGGGGUGGCCCCUCUCAACGUCAGCGUCGUUGGGCCCAAAGGGGUGGUGGAGCCGGUGCAGAUAGUGGACAAUCCCAACAGGACCAAGACGGUCAACUACGUCCCCACCUGCGAGGGCCCCUACACCAUCGCUGUCCAGUAUGGGGAUCAGGAGAUCCCACGGAGCCCCUUCAAGGUGAAGGUUCUGCCCACCCAUGAUGCCAGCAAGGUCAAGGCCAGCGGGCCUGGCCUCAACACCACCGGGGUCCCUGCCAGCCUGCCCGUGGAGUUCACCAUCGACGCCAAGGACGCAGGCGAGGGCCUCCUGGCCGUACAGAUCACCGACCCCGAGGGCAAGCCCAGGAAGGCCAACAUCCGAGACAACGGCGACGGCACCUACACCGUCUCCUACAUCCCAGCCAUGGCCGGCCGCUACACCAUCCUCAUCAAGUACGGCGGCGACGAGAUCCCCUACUCCCCCUACCGCAUCCGCGCCCUCCCCACGGGCGACGCCAGCAAGUGCACAGUGACAGUGUCAAUCGGAGGUCACGGGUUAGGUGCCGGGAUCGGCCCCACCAUCCAGAUCGGCGAGGAGACGGUGAUCACGGUGGACGCCAAGGCGGCGGGCAAGGGCAAGGUGACCUGCACGGUGUGCACGCCCGACGGCUCCGAGGUGGACGUGGACGUGGUGGAGAAUGAGGACGGCACCUUUGACAUCUUCUACACGGCCCCACAGCCAGGCAAAUACGUCAUCUGUGUCCGCUUCGGUGGCGAGCACGUCCCCAACAGCCCCUUCCAGGUCACGGCCACGGAAGGAGAUCAGAUCACCCCGCAACAGAUCAGCCAGCAGCGGAUGGCGCCCAAUUAUGGCUGGGCUCCAGAUCGUCCGGUGGGCGUCAACGGGAUGGACUCAACUGCUCUCCGACCCUUUGACCUGGUCAUCCCCUUCACUAUCAAGAAAGGGGAGAUAACAGGCGAGGUCCUGAUGCCCUCCGGGAAGAAGGCCAAACCUUUCAUCACGGACAACAAGGACGGGACGGUGACGGUCAAAUUCGCCCCAACCGAGCUGGGCCUCCACGAGAUGAGCAUCAAGUAUGACGGCAAUCACAUCCCAGGGAGCCCCCUCCAGUUCUACGUGGACUUCGUGAACAGUGGUCACGUCAACGCCUACGGGCCCGGUUUGAUCCAUGGGGUGGUGAACAAGCCCGCUGUUUUCACCGUGGACACCAAGGAUGCCGGAGAAGGUGGCCUGUCCUUGGCCAUCGAGGGCCCAUCGAAAGCUGACAUCAGUUGUCUGGACAACAAGGACGGGACCUGCACCGUCUCCUACCUGCCUGUGUUGCCGGGAGACUACAACAUUCUGGUCAAGUACAACGACAAGCACAUCCCUGGUAGUCCCUUCGUGUCCAAGAUCACAGGGGACGACUCCAUGCGGAUGUCCCAACUGAAGGUGGGCUCAUCGACGGACAUCCCGUUGGAGAUCGGUGAGACGGACCUGGGCCAGCUGGUGGCCACCGUUGUCGCCCCCUCUGGCCGGGAGGAGUCCUGUCUGCUCAAGCGUCUACGCGACGGCAACAUCGGCAUCUCGUUCAUCCCCAAGGAGGUGGGAGAACACGUCGUCAACAUCAAGAAGAACGACCGUCACAUCGCCAACAGCCCCAUCACUGUCAUGAUCAACCAGUCGGAGGUGGGCGAUGCCAACCGGGUGAGAGUGACUGGCCCGGGGCUGUCGGAGGCGCACACCUUCGAGCCCGCCGACUUCACCAUCGACACCAGAGAGGCGGGUUACGGCGGUCUGGGACUGUCCAUCGAGGGCCCCAGCAAGGUGGACAUCAGCACCGAGGAGCUGGAGAACGGCAGCUGCAAGGUGACCUACUGCCCCACCGAGCCCGGACACUACAUCAUCAACAUCAAGUUCGCCGACCAACACGUCCCAGGCAGCCCGUUCACGGUGAAGGUGACCGGCGAGGGCCGGGUGAAGGAGAGCAUCACGCGGCGACGCAGGGCGGCGUCCGUCGCCAAUGUUGGCAGUCAGUGUGACCUCAACCUGAAGAUCCCCGAGAUAAACGUGGGGGACAUGACAGCCCAGGUGACGAGUCCUUCCGGAAAGAUCCACGAGGCGGAGAUCAUGGAGGGGGAGGAGAGCACCUACUGCAUCCGCUUCGUGCCGACGGAGAUGGGGGUGCACACGGUCAGCGUCAAGUACCGGGGCCAGCACGUGCCAGGCAGCCCCUUCCAGUUCACCGUGGGACCCCUGGGAGAGGGCGGUGCCCACAAGGUGCGGGCAGGAGGUCCUGGCCUGGAGAGAGCCGAGGCUGGCAUUCCAGCCGAGUUCAACAUCUGGACGCGUGAGGCAGGGGCCGGAGGCCUCUCCAUUGCCGUUGAGGGCCCCAGCAAGGCAGAGAUUGCCUUCGAGGAUCGGAAGGAUGGGUCGUGCGGCGUCUCCUACAUCGUGCAGGAGCCUGGUGACUACGAGGUGUCGAUCAAGUUCAACGACGACCAUAUCCCGGACAGCCCCUUCAUUGUGCCAGUGGCCUCUCCGUCUGACGACGCCCGCCAGCUCACUGUUACUAGUCUUCAGGAGUCGGGCCUCAAGGUCAACCAUCCAGCAUCCUUUGCCGUCUGCCUAAAUGGUGCAAAGGGCAUGAUUGAUGCUAAAGUUCACAGUCCGUCAGGGGCGUUGGAGGAGUGUUGUGUAUCCGAGAUCGACGAAGAUAAAUACGCUGUGCGCUUCAUCCCUCGAGAGAACGGCAUCUACCUGAUUGAUGUGAAGUUCAACGGCUCACACAUCCCCGGAAGCCCCUUCAAGAUCCGCGUGGGUGAGCCGGGCCAGGCUGGAGAUCCCGGAAUGGUGUCUGCGUCCGGACCUGGAUUGGAGGGAGGCGUCACUGGAGUGCCCACGGAAUUCAUCGUCAACACUUCCAAAGCCGGACCGGGGGCCCUGUCAGUCAGCAUAGACGGGCCGUCCAAGGUCAAGAUGGAUUGCAUGGAGUGCCCCGAGGGUUACGUGGUGACUUACACCCCCCUGGCUCCCGGCCACUAUCUCAUCUCCAUCAAGUACGGCGGCCCCUACCACAUUGUGGGCAGCCCCUUCAAAGCCAAGAUCACCGGCCAGCACCUGGUGAGCAGCCACAGCCUUCACGAGACAUCCUCCGUCCUGGUCGACACCGCCUGCAAGUCCCUGGCAGCCUCCCCGCAGGCGGCCGGACCCAAGCCGGCCACCGACGCCGGCAAGGUGGUGGCCAAGGGCCUGGGACUCAGCAAGGCUUACGUGGGCCAGAAGAACUCCUUCACCGUCGACUGCAGUAAAGCAGGUUCAAACAUGCUACUUGUGGGUGUCCACGGACCCAAGGUGCCCUGCGAGGAGGUCCUGGUCAAACACCUGGGGGGCAAACUCUACAGCGUGGUGUACAUCCUGAAGGAGAAAGGCAACUAUACCCUGGUGGUGAAGUGGGGUGACGAACACAUCCCCGGCAGCCCCUUCCAAGUCUCUGUGCCCUGAUCUGACCAACUCUCACUCACCCCCUGCCCCCUCCCAACCUCCUCACCCUCCCUCCAGCUUCGCACUCUUAUACUGACCACUGCUUCUGAGGAUAACGCGCUUGUGACGUAGUUCGGGCGGGGGGGGGGGGGGGGGGGGGGGGAGGGAGGGAGGGAGGGAGGAGGGUUUCUCCGCCGUCUGUCUGCCCUUUGCCUGCUUUGGGUUUCAUCCGCGGAGAGUGUGGAGGGGGAGUCACGACUCCCUGGUCUGUCUCUUUCACCAGAGGGGAGUCCCUUGCUGUCAUGACAUGGUUCUAUUGGUAUUUAUGACCGGUGCUUAUUCAGUAGCCUGUUGCACUGAGGUCACGAGCUGGAUUGUGUCUUCCCUUUUAUUCUAGCACACUUUGCAACCAAAAUGACCAAUUAAAACUCUAUUGUAUAAUA
Molecule: messenger RNA, 6791 nt
Organism: Pristis pectinata (smalltooth sawfish)
Lineage: Eukaryota; Metazoa; Chordata; Chondrichthyes; Rhinopristiformes; Pristidae
Product: filamin-A-like
Exons: 38
Biological process (GO): actin cytoskeleton organization
Molecular function (GO): actin filament binding
Source: RefSeq, a predicted model, not a curated record